Messenger RNA from Eurytemora carolleeae, 1558 nucleotides. RefSeq names its product protein catecholamines up. Gene Ontology annotation, molecular function: zinc ion transmembrane transporter activity. The transcript has a single exon. Gene Ontology annotation, biological process: zinc ion import across plasma membrane; intracellular zinc ion homeostasis. NCBI's taxonomy places the organism in Eukaryota, Metazoa, Arthropoda, Copepoda, Calanoida, Temoridae. The coding region runs from base 57 to 1538 and encodes 493 amino acids. Gene Ontology annotation, cellular component: membrane. The record is from RefSeq and is a predicted model, not a curated record.
AAUUAUUUGAAAAUGAAUGCUAGGAUCGAAAGUUCAGCCCGGUUUGAAGAUCCAAGAUGGAUGUCUUACACUGGGGGAACCUUCUUCUUCUUAUAAUUUCAGUUCUAGUUGAGAGCAGUCCUCUACUACAGUCUAGUACGGAACAAACCAAAACAAAAAAUCAUAUUGAUGAUGAUGCAUUUUUUGCGGAUUUUCUUGAGGAGGAGAUUUCGGACAUUUUCGAAAAGCCCGAUCCUGAACAUCUCAGGCAUGCAGUCAACUCGUUCAAAAGUGAUGUUAGUGAUGCCUGGCUAGCAAUGUUUCCAGAUGAAGGAGAUCAUGAUCACGAUCAUCAUCAUCAUCACCAUCAUCACAACCAACAUGAUGAGCAUCUGGAAAACAAUCCUCAAUUACAAGAUAAGCAUGAUCACGAUAUGCAAAAUCAUGAACGUCAUAACCAUGAUGAUCAUCAGCAUAAACCCCAUAACGGCUAUGCUCAUCAUAUUGGUCAUAACCACGGCGGAACAGGAACUCCUUUGGCAGAGAUCAGCAGCUCCAUCUGGCUGGCUGGAAUAGGAUCAAUACUAGUGAUCAGUCUUGUAGGAGUAGUAUCAGUAGUCUUCAUACCUUUACUCCAAGGACACCGUGGAGAGUAUGUUUUAAACUGUCUGAUAUCUAUAGCAGUUGGAACAUUAGUAGGAGAUUCUUUUAUUCAUUUAGUUCCACAUGCUUUCCAGCUCACACAUGAUUAUUCUACAACAUGGAAAGGAUUUGUGGCAACUAUUGUCAUUAUUGGAUUCUUUUUACUUGACCAGCUGUUAAGUUUAAAAGGAAUGUCUCAUGGACAUAGCCAUGGGUUUCGGCCUUCAGAUUCGUCCUUCCACCGUCACUCAAUCUCAACAUCUGCAUCACCGCCACCGAAGUAUAGUAAAGAAGAUAGUGGAAUAGAAGAAUAUUCUUCUCUGUCUACGCUCUCCUAUACAGAUACUAUGCAAGAAUUCCAUGAGGGACAUGAUCAUGAUCAUGAGCAUGAUGCUAGUCUGGACAGUGAUCAUGAUCAUGAGCAUUCGCACCUACACAAGGCCUCUAAUAUGUCAAACACAAGCCUCAUGGUUAUUAUUGGAGAUGCUGCACACAAUCUUGCAGAUGGUAUUGCUAUCGGAGCAGCAUUUUCUAUGGGAUAUGCUACUGGAGUAUCUACCAGCAUAGCUGUUCUUUGCCACGAGCUUCCGCAUGAGAUUGGUGAUUUCGCCAUUCUUAUUCAGAACGGACUGGAUACAAAAACAGCUCUGUUCUUCAACAUUGUAUCUUCAAUAUUUGGUUUGGCAGGUCUGUGUAUCGGUCUGCUGCUAGGAUCAGCUGGGGAGUUUUCUACCUGGAUGCUAGCAGGGAUAGUUGGUGUAUUCCUUUAUGUUGCUCUAGUAUCCAUGCUACCCUCAUUACACUGCUCUUCAUUCCUUGCUCUGUUUAUAAAUAUCUCAGGGAUGGUGGCUGGAGCCUGUCUUCUCCUGGUUAUUGGUCUUUAUGAAGAAGAUCUUGUAUCUUUAUUUAAUAAUUGAAUAAAUCAUUAUUUAAAAUA